CACCGUUUCAGUAAUAUUCGAACGAAUCAGUUCCCUCGCUUUUCACGACGGUCACUUUGGCAUCUGCCGUCCGCCGCGCACUCCGCCGCCCACCAUGAUGUCCAUCACGAUUCCUCGGGACCCCGACGCCAUCGGCAACGACAACGUCAGCCUUGUAGACCGCGCGUCGACCCGGUCACCGACGUUCACCAUCUCAUCGUUGCUGAACCCUGUCGCGUACAAGCAACAACAGCUUGACAUGGCCACGACGAGCAUCGGCGCGUCCGCGUUCGCGAAGGAUCUCACCGGUGCGUACGGUCUCUUAGACCUUCGCCGUGACGCCGAGUGCUUCCUCUCGAGCUGCAGACGAGAAGCCACUGUCGGUGGCCUUUGCGUCGAACACACGUGCAAAGUCCAAGGAUGCCGCAACUUUUCGAUCCACAACGACAUGUGCCAAUUCCACAACACUGGCGUCACGGAUGGCAACGACGAUGGCGCGCUAACCACUCCACGCAUGCGCCCUGGUGCCUUCCGUUUGCAUCAUAACCAUCUCCCGUCGCUUGAUGUCACGAGUCCAAUGGGCAAAUCGUCCGCUGUAUCCCUUGCCGCCGCGAGCGUCCUUCUUGCCAACAGCAGCGCGUCGAAAACGUACGUUCGUAGCCGUUACUGCAAAAUCUCCGAGUGCCAUAAACUUCGCCACAAGAAUGGACUGUGUGUUGCCCACGGUGGUGGCUGGUACUGCAAAGUCGACGGCUGCACCAAACAUUCCAAGGCCAAGGGCUUGUGCAGUGCGCAUGGCGGUAUCCAUUACUGCCGCAUCGAUGGAUGCACCAAGUACCGGAAGAAGAAGGGUCUGUGCAUUGCCCAUGGUCGCGGGUUGUUUGGUCGAAGCGACAGCAUGGGCAGCGACGACGACGAGUAAGUUGUCUCGGCCACCACCUGCCACCACUAUUUAUCUUCUCCAUCCGUCCCCUCGAUCGAAUGUGUAUUUAAAACUGUGUGAUCUGUCCUGUUGUAAUUCACAUGUAAAUAUUCUGUGCACCGCGCGUCGCCGAGUCAUCGACCCACGCGAGCCGUUCCUGCAAUGGAUGGACAUGCGCACCCUGUU
Aphanomyces invadans is the source of this 1087-nucleotide messenger RNA. RefSeq lists its product as hypothetical. The coding region runs from base 95 to 901 and encodes 268 amino acids. The record is from RefSeq and is a predicted model, not a curated record. The transcript has a single exon. NCBI's taxonomy places the organism in Eukaryota, Oomycota, Saprolegniomycetes, Saprolegniales, Verrucalvaceae.